AUGGAGAAACAAGUUGGUGGAGUAACAAAGAAAGGAGCGUCAAAGACUAAGAUCGUGUGGACACUUGGACCGGCGUCUAGAUUUGUUGAGACAAUCGAGAAGCUUCUCAAAGCCGGUAUGAACGUAGCCCGGUUCAAUUUCUCUCACGGCUCUCACGCAGACCAUCAAGAAACUCUCGAUAAUCUCAGAACCGCCAUGCACAACACUGGUAUUCUUUGCGCCGUCAUGCUCGACACAAAGGGUCCUGAGAUACAAACUGGUUUGCUCAAAGAAGAAAAACGAGACUCAAACAUUAUCUUCAUGAGCUACAAGAAACUUGCAAAGGAUCUCAACCCUGGUGACGUGAUCCCUUUAACUGUCUUGUCCUGUGACAAGAAUCAAGGUCUUGUUCGCUUCCGAUGCGAGAACUCUACGGUUCUUGGAGAAAGAGAGAAUGUAAAGAUCCCUACGGAGAUUGUAAUUGAUCUUCCAACAACACUUACAGAGAAAGAUAAAGAGGACAUUCUUCAAUGGGGAGUUCCGAAUAAGGUCGAUAUCAUUGCUCUUUCCUCUGUUCGUAGAGGAUCUGAUCUAGUCUAUAUCAGGAAGUUGCUUGGAAGGCACGCAAGGAGCAUCAUGCUUAUGUCAAAGAUUGAGACUCAAGAAGGUUACGCGAAUGUACAUGAAAUUUUGAAGAAAACCGAUGCCCUAAUGGUGGCUAGAGGCAAUCUUGGAAUGGAAAUGUCGACCUUGGAGAUAGAUAGAGCUCAGAAACGGAUGAUCAGGAAGGCUAAUGCACUCGAGAAAGCAAUCGUCACAGCGAUACAGAUGACACACACGCUUGAACCGAUGGCCACAUCUCCUCCUCAAGCCACCGACGACGUUACUAACGCGGCCACCGAUGACGUUACUAACGCUGUCCACGACGGAACCGACUGCGUCAUGCUCAGCGGCGUAACAGAGGCCGGAGCUGACCCUGAGAGCACCGUGCAAACAAUAUCAAGGAUCUGCAAAGAGGCGGAAAAUUCAGUGGAUUACGAAGCACUGCAGAAGCAAAUCUUAAGAACCGUUCCAAAACUGUUAACCCAAAUCGAGAGCACAGCCAUUUCAUUGGUUAGGACGAUGAUUCGCACGUUUCAAGCGAAGGCAAUCGUCGUCGUAACCAAGAGUGGAUACGAGGCGGAGCUUGUGGCCAAGUACAGGCCGAGCAUUCCUAUUGUGUCGGUGGUUGACCCUGAAGCAGCGGCUCAUGUGGCGAGUCGUUGUUUGGUUUACCGUGGGGUCAUUCCGGUGAUGUGGGCGGGAGCUUCGAAAUCGACGGAGGAGAUGACUAGAUUCGGGGUUGAAGUCGCAAAGAAGGAGGAAAUGUGUAAAGAUGAAGAUGAUGUAGUUUUGGCGUUGCAGAUGAUGGGUCUGAUGGGUCGUUGUCCUGUCGUCCUGCCUCUGUUUGCUGAUUUUGAAUCUGAUUAA
Microthlaspi erraticum is the source of this 1449-nucleotide messenger RNA. The record is from the annotation of a GenBank genome assembly. NCBI's taxonomy places the organism in Eukaryota, Viridiplantae, Streptophyta, Magnoliopsida, Brassicales, Brassicaceae.